GGUCCUAAUUCAAAAUCUCUCUCACUGCUCGAGUUAUCCCGAGAGUGUAUUGGCCGUUUGAAGAACAUAGCCCCGCCUCCAUCUACCAGGAUCUUACUGCGUAAAACACAGACCACUGUAGCUGCUCUAUGUGCUAUGAUGGAAACACUUCGAAGUUUUAGUUUGGAUUGAGAAAUAUCAACUUGAUUCGUUUCCACUGAAGGCAACGGGAUAAAAUAUUGACACUUCAAAAUACAUCGCAGUCGGGCUUUAAUUGCGUUCAUUUAAUUGCAUUGGGCGACGUUGUGAGACAUUUUGAGCCAUUAAUUCCAAAGUCCUCUUUACAGUAUGAGGUGCAGUUAUGGCAAGCAGUAGUAAGAAGUCAGUGGCGAGGACCCUGGAGGAUCUGACGCUUGAUUCGGGUUAUGGUGGAGCAGCAGACUCCUUUAGGUCUUCCAGUGCUUCACUGUGCUGUUCCGAGGCACAUAUACCUUAUGCGCAUGGGGGGAAUUUUUGGCAUUUAACCGACUCCAUGCACAGUCGCCACAACAGCCUGGACACGGUCAACACAGUCUUGGUCGAAGACUCCGAUAUCCUGGAUUGCUCCGGCCAGUGCGCUAAACUACCCGAGCUCGAGGACGUGCCAUGGAGCCUCGGGGAAGUAGAGAGCGCACUGAACAAGGACGAAGAGUUGAGGCUGGGGGUCGUGUCACAGGAGAUCCUGGCUAGGCUCUCGGUCCUCAUAAGCCGCGCACUCGUGAGGGUCGCCAGGGAAGCGCAGCGCCUGAGUUUGCGCUAUGCCAAAUGCACCAAAUAUGAGAUUCAAAGUGCCAUAAAGGUUGUCAUGUCUUGGACAGUCUCGGUGAACUGCAUCACCGCCGCACUCAGUGCCUUGUCUAUGUACAACAUGAGCACCGAGGACAAGUUCAGCCGCGGAAAGUCACUCAGAUGCGGACUCAUUUUCAACGUGGGGAAGUUCUUCAGGUGGAUGGUGGACAGCCGAGUUGCGGUGAGGAUCCACGAGCACGCUGCCAUCUACCUGACAGCGUGCAUGGAGAGUCUUUUCCGAGAGGUGUACGCACGCGCACUGCGGAGCGCGCUCGUGGAGAAAGAUAAUGGGAUCCCUAAGUUCACUGUUGAGUCCCUCGAACAGGCCAUCAACAACGAUUCGGAGUUAUGGGGGUUCCUGCAGCAGUAUCAAUACCUCAUUUGUGGGAAGAAUGCAAGUGGUGUGCUCAGCCUACCAGAGAGCCUGACUCUGCAUCGGGACCAGCAGCGGUCAGGGAAGAGUGGGGAGGGCCACUCCUACAGUCAGUCGGAGCUGCGCUCCAUAGAGCAGUGCCUGCUAGCCACACGGGUGGGAAGCAUCUCAGAACUCAGUGACCUGGUCUCCCGGGCCAUGCACCACCUCCAGCCGCUGCAUGUGAAGAACCAUAGCAACGGGACGCCCAUCCACCAGAAGAGCAGCCCAGUACACUGGGAGCCUGAGGCGCUCUACACUCUCUGCUACUUCAUGCACUGUCCCCAGGUGGAAUGGGAGAACCCCAACGUAGAACCCUCUAAGGUUACCCUGCAGACAGAGAGGCCAUUCCUGGUUCUACCUCCUCUGAUGGAGUGGCUCAGGGUGUCUGUGGCCCACGCAGAGCACCGCCGUAGCUUCUCAGUGGACAGUGAUGACGUCCGGCAGGCCGCCAGGCUGCUGCUGCCAGGGGUGGACUGUGAACCACGCCAGCUCAAGACAGAUGACUUCUGUGCAUCCCGGAAGUUGGAUGCAGCAUCCACAGAGGCUAAGUUCCUCCAGGACCUGGGAUUCCGUAUGCUCAACUGUGGCCGGACCGACCUGGUCAAACAGGCUGUCAAUUUGCUGGGGCCUGACGGCAUCAACAGCAUGAGUGAACAGGGAAUGACCCCUCUGAUGUACUCCUGUGUGAGAGGGGAUGAAGCCAUGGUCCAGAUGCUGCUGGACGCUGGAGCCGACAUCAACAGUGAGGUGCCAAACACAGUGCACAAGUACCCCUCAGUCAACCCCGAAACGCGCCUGGGGACACCUCUCACUUUCGCCGUGUUACACGGACAUGUCCCUGUCGUGCAGCUGCUCCUGGAUGCCCGGGCCAACGUAGAGGGCUCCCUACAGGACGGUAUGGAGAACUACACAGAGACCCCGCUACAGCUGGCCUCCGCUGCAGGUAACUUUGAGCUGGUCAGUUUGCUGUUGGAGAGAGGAGCAGACCCCAUGGUGGGAACCGUGUAUCGUAACGGUAUCUCUACUGCCCCUCAUGGAGACAUGAACUCCUACAGUCUAGCAGCAGCACAUGGACACAGGAACGUGUUCCGCAAGCUGCUGUCCCAGACGGAGAAGGGGAAAGGGGACGUGCUGUCCCUGGAGGAGAUCCUGGCUGAGGGGACAGAGGAGGAGAGGGGCCUGGAGGAGAGGAACCCCUCCCAGCUGGACCUGGUCCGGACAGGCAAGGCCAAGCUCAAGGCCCUGAGAGAGGCCAUGUACCACAGCUCUGAACACGGACAUGUGGAUAUCACCAUCGACAUACGCAGCCUGGGGGUCCCCUGGACGCUGCACACCUGGCUGGAGUCUCUGCGGACGUGUUUCCUGCAGCACCGGAGACCACUGAUCCAGGGCCUGCUCAAGGAGUUCAGCUGUAUUGAGGAGGAGGAGUACACACAGGAGCUCAUCACCCACGGCCUGCCACUCUUGUUUCAGAUCCUACGAGCCAGCAAGAAUGAGGUGAUCAGCCAGCAGCUGUCUCUGAUCUUCACCCAGUGCUACGGGCCGUACCCCAUCCCCAAACUCUCCGAGAUCAAGAGGAAACAGACCUCACGCCUGGAUCCUCAUUUCCUAAACAACAAGGAGAUGUCAGAUGUGACCUUCCUGGUGGAGGGGAAGCCAUUCUACGCCCACAAAGUCCUGCUCUUCACCGCCUCUGCCAGGUUUAAGUCUCUACUGGCGAACAGACCAGCUGCUGAAAACACAUGUAUUGAAAUCAGCCACGUCAAAUACAACAUAUUCCUGCUGGUGAUGCAAUACCUCUACUGUGGUGGGACGGAGCAUCUGCACAUCAGAAACACAGAGGUUAUGGAGGUGAGACUGUUAGUCCAUCUGCACAUCAGAAACACAGAGGUUAUGGAGGUGAGACUGUUAGUCCAUCUGCACAUCAGAAACACAGAGGUUAUGGAGGUGAGACUGUUAGUCCAUCUGCACAUCAGAAACACAGAGGUUAUGGAGGUGAGACUGUUAGUCCAUCUGCACAUCAGAAACACAGAGGUUAUGGAGGUGAGACUGUUAGUCCAUCUGCACAUCAGAAACACAGAGGUUAUGGAGGUGAGACUGUUAGUCCAUCUGCACAUCAGAAACACAGAGGUUAUGGAGGUGAGACUGUUAGUCCAUCUGCACAUCAGAAACACAGAGGUUAUGGAGGUGAGACUGUUAGUCCAUCUGCACAUCAGAAACACAGAGGUUAUGGAGGUGAGACUGUUAGUCCAUCUGCACAUCAGAAACACAGAGGUUAUGGAGGUGAGACUGUUAGUCCAUCUGCACAUCAGAAACACAGAGGUUAUGGAGCUGCUGUCAGCGGCCAAGUUCUUCCAGCUGGAGGCGCUGCAGAGGCACUGUGAGAUCAUCUGCUCUAAGAACAUCAACACAGAAACCUGUGUGGAGAUCUACAGCCACACCAAGUUCCUGGAUGUCCCAGAUUUGGCUGUCUACAUCGAGGGCUACUUCCUGAAAAACAUGGUGGUGCUGAUUGAGCUGGAGCCCUUCAAAACACUGCUGUACGACACGCCUCCAGACAGUCCCGCCACCGACGUACUCCUGGACCUGGAGAAGACCCUGGGCAUCCGCAUCCAGUCCAUCCACCUGUCCUCCUCCAAGGGCUCCAUUGUCUGAUUGGUUGAUUGAUUGAGCUGCUAAUGGGACUGGAACUGUCUGUCUGUCACCAUUGACCCCAGUUCAACACAUAGCUGUACUGAACCACACUCGACAGUGACACUUUUAAAUUGCUUGCUGUGCUAACACCCCAUUGCCAUUCUCCUGCAGCCUACUGAGCUUUGGGCCGAGCACUUAGGCAAAUGGACAGCGCUGGAACCCCAGAAAUUGUGAAAAGGAGAUUUUCAUAGGGCUGAAGCAAAGCUGACUCAUCACAGCAAUAGUGGGACUAUAUCGCUGAGAUGCAGUGAGGAAUGUGUGUGUGUGUGUGUGUGUGUGUGUGUGUGUGUGUGUGUGUGUGUGUGUGUGUGUCUGGGAUCAUUCGUAAAGCCCCAGUCAACAUUACUUCGCUCCUUGACAUUAGUCUCCAGACUGCAGUCAGACCUGCCAUUGUCCACAUGUCUACUGGACAGAAUCAUUGUUGGUACUUUUCUCAGCAUGGUUCUGCAAUCCUACAUAGCUUUAUAGUCUAUUUAUAACUGGGCCUAGCCAAACUUAACAUAAGAGCAGACCUGAGUUCAAUAUUAUUUGAAAUAAAAUACUUUUAGCAUUUGCUAGUCUGCCCGGGGUGUCAGAUUGGUGCAGCUUGCACUUUUGUGACUAUUCUAUUGGUUCCAUUGUGCCAGGCAAGCUCAAUCACGCCUAGAUAAAGUAUUUAACAUGAUUUCAAGUAGUAUUUGAACCCUGGUCUGCUACAUGUAAGAGUGAUAUGUGGAUAUACUGUAUGUCAUGUGGUAGUAUGUUUUAAGGGAGUCAUGCAAAGGAGAGAGGUAUUGGGAAAUUCUUCAAGCUAUGUUUGGGAAAGCUGGAGAACAGAAAACACAUUUCCUUCCUUCAUCCGCUGUUAGAACUGUGUAAAUAUUGUGAAUAAAACACAGAGCUAUGGCUCCUCUUGUAAGUUAAUGUAUAUAUCCUACAGAUGUUUCUUGUUCUCAUGCGUCUACUCAUUGGAUAUGGCUUUAUAAAAUGCUGUUCUUUUCAAUGUGUUAUCGUUCUGUAUGUUUCAAGUUGCAUGUCAUGAGAAUGACUGUUUUGCUUGUGUUCAGUUUGGUUUAAGAGUGGCAUGAGACUUUAAGAGAGGGAGCAGGAACGGUAGAGGAACGAUAUUGUCAGCAUGUGUCUCUAAAUGUGUAGACGUGUACUGGUGUCUUCAUUUCAGGAGAGAACGGCUAUGGGCCUGUAUUCAAAAAGCGUCUCUGAGUGGGAGUGCUGAUCUAGAAUCAGGUCCCCCUGUCUGUAUAAUCACAUUCAUUAUGAUCUAAAAGGAUCAAACUGAUCCAGCACGCCUACUCUGAGACACUUUAUGGAUAGGGGCCUAGUUCAAAAGAUGAUCAGGGUCUAUCCUAAACCGGAGAUGCGUCAUCUGUUGUGUUUUCCAGACAUUGUGAAACUACAUGUAAAUGUGUGACUCAAUAUCCGUUUCCUCCAUAAAGAUUAAUAUAAAGAAUGAUAUGAAUCCUCCCUAGA
Salmo salar (Atlantic salmon) is the source of this 5383-nucleotide messenger RNA. The record is from RefSeq and is a predicted model, not a curated record. NCBI's taxonomy places the organism in Eukaryota, Metazoa, Chordata, Actinopteri, Salmoniformes, Salmonidae.